Drosophila willistoni is the source of this 5416-nucleotide messenger RNA. RefSeq names its product transcription initiation factor TFIID subunit 4 (gene Taf4). The record is from RefSeq and is a predicted model, not a curated record. Bases 760 to 4263 code for a protein of 1167 amino acids. Gene Ontology annotation, molecular function: DNA binding; protein heterodimerization activity; RNA polymerase II general transcription initiation factor activity. The transcript has 11 exons. Gene Ontology annotation, biological process: DNA-templated transcription; transcription initiation at RNA polymerase II promoter. NCBI's taxonomy places the organism in Eukaryota, Metazoa, Arthropoda, Insecta, Diptera, Drosophilidae. Gene Ontology annotation, cellular component: transcription factor TFIID complex.
CACUGGCAGUUACUCACUUCGUUUUGCACGCUUAUUCGUGAAAAUGGCGGCGGAAAAUUGCAAAAGAUGAUAAUAAAUAAAAUAAUCAAAAAAACAAAAAAAAAAAAAAUAAUCAAAAUAAAGCGGACCUAAUAUACUUGCAGUGCCCAAAACAAACAACCGCCCGCCUAAGUCGUUACCCUAUUGUGUGUAUAUGUGCCUGUGAGCGUGUGCGUGUGGCGUGUGUUCGAAGAUGAAAAUUUAAUCUAAAAGAAACUAAAGGAAAAACGAAAAUCUUGUAACAAACCGAGAAAAGUUGACACACACAAAGCAGAUCAGCAGCAUUGGCUGCGACAAGGACGCGGACGAGGUGAAGCAAUCAUCAUCAGUAGCCUCUCCACACAGACACACAGACAAAUAUAGAGCCAGCAGAGCACCCACUUUGGAGGUGAUUACAGAAGUUAGUGUUAGUGUGUGUGUGUUUGUGUUUUGUGAUUGUGUGCGUGUAUGUAUAUGUAUGUGUGCGGGGAGGAGAGCCCUCAGAACCAACAAUUUGUUAAUUCUGCCUUGCAGCAUGCCCCAAAUUGCAACGUCCAGCUGCCAGCACUGCAACAACAACAAUAAUAACAACAACAGCUGCAACAUGAUGGCACCACAUAGAAGUUGAGAACAGAAAACGAAAUCUUGGCGGUCAACUUCCAGUUUAAGCAGGUUUAGCUUUCUCCCAAGCAAGCAAAACGCCUCUGCCUUAGAUCCUUCAUUAGGAUAUCCAAGCGCAUCAUGAACUCAAGCCAGACGGCAGCAGCCGGUAAUCGCAUCACAUUCACAACCACCAACAGCCAACCUAUGCCCAAUGGCUCUAUCAAUAUAGCUGCUGGAGGUCAAACGAAUCCUACAAUCAUAUCUACAUCCCAGUUGCCAAAUACCACCACCAUAAAGACCAUACAGGCAGCAGGUGGUGCACAGGCUGGACAUCCUGCUCUGCAUCAUCAUCAGCAACAUCAACAACAACAACAACAACAACAGCAGCAGCAACAACAACAAACGCAAUCCGUAGGUGCCACCCAAACUCAAACCUUAGUUAUUAAAUCCAAUCACCAUGCUGUUGUCACCCUGCCGGCGGGUCUAGUAUCAAGUGCACCAGCAGCAGGAAUCGUAACAAUGACCAAGACCAUCAAUCAGGCCGGUCAACCGUUGCUAAACUCCAUGCUGCCCGCGGGUGUUGUAGUGGGCAUGCGCCCACAGGCUCCUCAGCCUCAACAGCCAAAAGCCGUACCCGCCAAUCCACUCGGUCGAGUGGUGAUAAGCAAUUCUCAUAUGGCUGGCGUGAGACCACAAAGUCCAUCGAUAACUUUAAGCACACUUAAUACAGGACAAACUCCGGCACUUUUAGUGAAAACGGAUAAUGGAUUUCAAUUGUUGCGCAUGGGUACGGCCACAACGACGGGUCCGCCCACUGUUACACAGACCAUAACACAGACCAAUAGCAACAACAACAACAAUAGUAAUACAACAACCACAUCAAAUCAUCCCACAACCACACAGAUACGUCUACAAACUGUGCCGGCUGCAGCUGUAAGUAGAUAUGGACAACAACAAUCACAACAACAACAGCAACAACAACAACUACAGCAACAAUCACAGCAGCAACAACAAUCAUCACAGCAACAAGCAUCAAGCACUAGCCUAGCACUGCGCAAAACGAUUGUCCGUAGUACUAGUAGUUGUUCUUCUUCUUCAUCCACAAUCCUCCCAUCCGGCAAUCAAAAUAUUAAUAAUAACAACAAUAUUAAUAAUAAUACAAAUAAUAAUACCACCAACACCACCUCAACCACCACCACCACUAGCAACAACAACAGCAACAACAAACCCGCUACUAACCAACAGCAGCAGCAGCAACAACAGCAACACCAGAAGCUACAACAGCAACUUAAACAGCAACAGCAGCAGCAGCAACAAAAACAGGCAGCAGCCGCCGCCGCUGCUGCCGCUGCAGCUGCUGCCAAUGUGGCAGCCACAAUUAAAAUCAAGCAGAAUUCACUGACCAGCACCACCGCCUCCAACAACAUUAUAGUCAAUUCGGUGGCCAGCAGUAAUGCGCAUGGUGGAUAUGCCACAACGACUGUCUCACAGCCGCCACACUUGACGCAAUUAAAUUCGCAGGCGCCGCAUUUGCCACAGAUCACACAAAUCCAAACAAUUCCUGCCCAGCCACAAAGCCAACAGCAGCAGCAAUCGAAUAGUCUGCCAGCUGGUGGAGCCUCAACGGGUGCCACAGGAGCGGGCACAACGACGACAACCACAACGACGGCUCAACAGGGGAAUACCAAAGAGAAGUGUCGAAAAUUUCUAGCAAAUUUAAUUGAAUUAUCAACACGAGAACCCAAGCCAGUGGAGAAGAAUGUCCGUACGCUCAUUCAGGAGCUAGUUAAUGCCAAUGUAGAGCCAGAGGAAUUUUGUGAUCGCCUGGAGCGUUUGCUCAAUGCCAGUCCGCAGCCAUGUCUAAUUGGUUUCCUUAAGAAAAGUCUGCCUCUGCUGCGCCAGGCUCUCUACACCAAGGAGCUGGUCAUUGAAGGCAUCAAACCACCACCACAGCAUGUCUUGGGUCUGGCUGGCUUAUCGCAGCAGUUGCCUAAAAUUCAAGCGCAAAUCCGUCCAAUUGGCCCUAGCCAAACAACAACCAUUGGACAGACACAGGUGCGCAUGAUAACGCCAAAUGCUUUAGGCGCGCCGAGACCCACAAUUGGCCAUACAACGAUAUCGAAACAGCCACCUAACAUCCGACUACCGAAUGCACCCCGCCUGGUCAAUACGGGGGCCAUCAGGGGUCAGUUGCCUGCACUGCAAGUUCCCACACAGGCGAAUAUUGUGCAAAUUCGAGGGCCUCAGCAUGCUCAGCUACAGCGCACCGGUUCGGUACAAAUCCGGGCAACGCCACGUCCACCGAAUAGCACACAGCCCACGAACAAACUCACUGCCGUCAAGGUGGGCCAGACGCAGAUUAAGGCAAUACAAACGCCCAGUUUGCAUCCGCCAUCGCUGGCCGCCAUAUCGAACAGUGGGCCCCCGCCCACGCCUACAUUGUCGGUGCUGUCGACAUUAAAUUCAGCAUCGACCACAUCGUUACCGAUUCCGUCGCUGCCCACAGUACUGCUGCCGCCGGAGGCAUUAAGGGCCCGGGAGCAAAUGCACAAUUCGUUGCAUCACAAUAACAAUAACAAUCAUUUCGAGGCGAAGCUGGUGGAGAUUAAGGCACCAGUGCCCCAUAUGGAACGCAUUAAUGCCUCAUUGACGCCCAUAUCGGCCAAGGCCAUGCCCAAGGCAUCGCCGGCGGCCACUAAAGCGGCGAGUAAAAAGAAACGUGAUGCCCUCGACAAAGAUUCCAAGGAUGAAAUGAGUAGGGCCGGCGGCGGUGGAAGCGGUAGUGCAGGUCUAGGUGGCAGUGGCAGUGGUGCAUCAGCAGCGGCGGCGGCCAAUUCAUUUUUCCAACAGAGCUCCAUGUCCUCAUCGAUGUAUGGCGAUGAUGAUAUCAACGAUGUCGCUGCCAUGGGUGGCGUCAAUUUGGCCGAAGAGUCGCAAAGAAUACUCGGCUGUACCGAGAACAUUGGCACCCAAAUUCGUUCCUGCAAAGAUGAGGUCUUUCUCAAUUUACCUGCGCUUCAGGCGCGUAUACGAGCACUUACCACAGAAGCUGGCCUGGAGGAGCCAUCUCAGGAUGUGGCUGUUCUCAUAUCGCAUGCCUGCCAAGAGCGACUGAAGAAUAUUGUGGAGAAAUUGGCUGUGAUAGCGGAACACCGCAUAGAUGUCAUCAAGUUGGAUCCACGUUAUGAGCCAGCGAAAGAUGUCCGCGGUCAAAUCAAAUUUCUGGAGGAGCUGGACAAGGCCGAACAGAAGCGACACGAGGAAGUUGAGCGUGAAAUGCUUCUCAGGGCAGCCAAAUCGAGAUCACGUGUCGAGGACCCUGAACAGGCCAAAAUGAAAGCGAGGGCGAAGGAAAUGCAGCGUGCCGAAAUGGAAGAACUGCGUCAGCGGGAUGCCAAUUUGACCGCAUUGCAGGCCAUUGGACCUAGGAAAAAGCUUAAACUAGAUAGCGAUGCGACAAGUGCGGGAGUGGGUUCUGGCGGUGGAGGCAGAGGCAGCGGGAUGUUAAGCAGCUCUGGCUCGGCAUCGACCACACUGCGACCGCGAAUUAAACGCGUCAAUUUGCGUGAUAUGCUCUUCUACAUGGAGCAGGAGCGUGAGUUUUGUCGGAGCUCGAUGCUGUUCAAGACUUACCUCAAGUGAUUGCUGCUGCUGCAGGCGACGCUGUUCAUUCAUCAAUUGAAGCAAACGAUCAUCAUCUCUCCAUCCUCAACACCAAGACCAGAUCCUCUACCCACCAUCACCACCACCACCACCAUUACCUCUCCCACCACCCAUCUCUCCCAAUAUGGACACUCAUGCCCAAUCAUUUUGCAAUAAUAAUUUAGCCCUCUCAUUUGUUGUUUUAUUAUUAUUAUUACUACUACUCCUACUAUUACCACAUUUUUUUUUCUUCUUUUAGUUAGGCGACCAACACUACAACCCCAAGUUAUAACCAUCCUACACCAUCCCAUUCCCUUUCCCCUAUUUAAACUAAAGAUAUAUAUAUAUAUAUAAACAUACAAACUAAAUUCUAAUCACAUUUGACUUUAAGCUUAAUUUAAAUUGAAAAGGAGAAAAGCAAAGAAGAAUGGACAGAAUAGAACAGAGAAGUGAAGAGUAGAAAAGCUCGUUUUUCCAAUAACAAAAACUUAAACCAAACCAAUCCAAAAACAAAACUCAAUUCGCAGAGAGAAGAGUCAGGCGAUAAUUGAAUUUUGUGUAAUUUGUAAAAAAAAGUAAUAAUAAUAAUAAUUGCAUUCAUUUGCAUUGACGGCCUUAUCUAAAACGAUAUAAACAAUUAAUUAAAGUAGUUUGUUAAACAGAAAACAAAAAGAAAGAAACAAAUGUAACAGAAAACUAAAUCUUAAUUCUUUUAGCCAAGUAAGAGAUACAAAAUGAGAGAGACGAUGGAAGAAAGAUGCAGUAAAACAAAAAAAAAGAAGAAACUUACUAAGAAAAUUAAGGAAAGAGAAAUCAAGUAACUGUAAAUGGUUUUUAAAACCAUAGGCAACAACAACCAGAAGAACGUGAGAGAAAUAGAAAUGAUGAAAAUGCGAUAGGAGCGGAUCAGAGCCGAAGUAAAAAGAGAAAUAUCCAUAUUAAACCCACAUAUACAUUGAAUUAGUUGUAGUUGUUUCAAAAAUACAAAAACAAAAAACUUGUAUAAAGUGUAGCAGUAAGCUUUUUUUCUAUUAGUUAACUUAGGUAAACAACAACAAAAAUGCAACGUAAUUAACAAAUUUCACUUCACAAAAUAAAAAAACCAACAAUGAGAAAGAGCAGAAAUAUAAAUGUCGGUAAAAGCAAGCCCAAA